AUAUAUUUAUGAAUACAUUACUGAAUUUGAAUUAUUAACAAUUUUUAAAUAUGUAUAACGUCUUCCUAAAGUUUUUUUUAAGACCUUCAUGAUUUUGAUAUCUAAAUUUUAUAAAGAUAUUAUACAUAUAUAAAAGCAUCUUUGUAAAUUUUCAAAAUAUAUUAUACAUUAAAUAAUAUUUUUUAAUAUUCAUAUAAAUUAAAUUCACGAAAAUGUCAUACACAUUUUUGAAGAACUUCCAAAAUAUACAAACAAGUUACAUUCAAGAAAUUGAUUUACACAUUUAUGAAGACAUUGCUAAAUUCAGAAAAAUUUUUUUUACAAAUUCAAGAAGAUAUCAUAUAAGUUCAGGUACGUGUUCGGUGGCUUUAGUUUUUUGCUAUCCCUUGGUUUGUUUUCUUUGGCUUCUGCGGUUAGGAGGAGCCAGGCUUUGGCAAGCCCUACCAAUUUCUACCGAGCCCGUGAGUCCUUAACAAGGAAUCUUAGUGCGAGCUGUAAUAAAGUGCGACCAUUUCGUUUCUCCUUCUGUACCUUGCUAGUCGGGUUUAGGUUAGGUACCGUACUUAUCUCAUUCCUCAUUUGGUGUGUUUUGUUUCUUUAGCUUGUUUGUGCUUCUUCUGCUACUAGUCUCAUCACUUGUAAAAAGCGAUGUGUUAUUGUAUAUAAUUUAUGUCCUCAAUUUUGUUUGUAAGUUGGCUGAUACAUGUUCUAAGCCUUGUCAAUUAUUUUUUUUUUCUGUGUGAUACCCAUAAUUAAGGCCAUUACAACCUAAAGAGCAAUGAGUGAGGCGCCAGCUGGAGCUUCGAAUGAUGAGAAAUGACUGACAUGUAAUCUCCCUCUGGAUCUGCCACGACCGGCUUUAGUGGUGGAAGCUCCCUCUGUCUACCAUACAAGGGGGCUAUUGGUGCACUCCUCCGAGAGUGUUUGUUGAUUAUCAGGUACCGUUUGCUUUUCCACGAACUCUAAAUACAUCAAUAUCAUGUAGCUUCAACUUGAUACUCUUUACUUUCGUUGCAGGAUGAAGUAAUUAUUCCUCAUUUGGACCCUGGAAUUGUUCCGUAGACUGUAGAUCCAGAUGCAACUGACUCAGAAGAGAGGGGUUAAAGGAUUCCAAAGAGACCUGUCAAAAUUAGUCCUUGGAAAUUCGCACAUCAGUAUACAAGGUUAACCCAAUUAAAUCACUUUGUAUCUCUAGCUAGUUAUGUACAAAGUGCAGGCGUUUCAUUGAUGCUUCAAAUCUCUCACUCCAAAGUUGAGUAAGGAAUAUCUUAUUACUCCAUACUAGGUAAACACCCGUGCUACGCUGCGGGAAUUGUUUCCAUAUUUUUUAUCAAAAUAUUUUCAAUUUGAUAAUUGUUAUUUGUUUAAAUUUAAAAUUAUUAACAUUUGAAGAUUUAUUUAGUACCAACAUGUUUAAAUUUAAAGUUAUUAACAUCUUUAGGUAGUCUUUAAUUUGUCUCAUGUGGACAUUGGCGAUCAGACUUCUGAUUGGUACAAGUCAAAAUUGUAACGACCUGACCCGGUGUUUUUUUUUUUCUAAAUCCUGUUUGUUUGGUUCAAUUAAUAAUUUUAGAACCCAAACCAAUUAUUUAAUCUUUCUUAAGCCGUGUAAGUAUUUAUAUUGACGUAAGUACCUCUUUCUCUAAAACAUGCGUCACCUUUCCCAUCCCCUCUCCUUUUAUUUGACGUUGUAACUGUACCGAUAUGGAGAGGAGUGUUGCGAUCGUCACCAUCUCUUGUCUCAAUCAUCAACUGCACUUCUCACCACAAUCGCUCGACGUCAGAGUUAUCACAGUCCACCGGAAAGCUGCGCUGUCACUGCGGAGUCCAUGAUUCUAUCGCCACUCUUGUCGUCAUGUUGUUCAGUCGUGUGCCAAGAGGAAGGUGGAUCUCCAAAGAGAUGCGAUCUGUCAUUGCUCUUCACCACCGUGAGUUAAGCACAACAGAAGCUCACAGCCAUGUCAUCAGCCACACCCUUUCCGACGGAGCCACCAUCAUCAACCGUGAGCCUUGUCGUGAGGUGAAGUGCCCUUUAUCCGGUUACUUAUGCUGCAAGUAAUAGUUAUAAACCCUAAAUAUAAUUAUUUCUUUAUUGUAUAUAUAUAUUUCAUGUAUUUUUUUUUAUUUCCGGUCUGUGUGACAUUGAUGAGAAAUCGAGAUCUACGGCUAAACCCAAAAUAUUGCAGGAAGAAUCUACUUGGCUACGAUGGAGCUAUGGGUUUGUCCGAGAUUGGUUUGAUAUUAACAAAAUCGCUUAUUGAACAAAUGUUUAUGCUUAUGUGUAGUUUACUAAAACUUAUGUGUAUAAAUGAAAUGUUUUGAUUGGUUUUCUACUUUUUUUCAUUAAUUGACACGGCAGUCUCACAGGCUUCUAAACAUCUGAUGUGUCAUUCCCUCGAGAGAACCUUGUGCUAUUAUUGUGUUGAUUCAUCCCUUAUCUUUUUAUAAUUUUUUCGCAAAACGAUCCGCAUAUUUUACUUUAUAUCAAAAUAAAAUAAUAUUUUUUUUAUUUUUACCUGAACAGAAUAUAUUGAACUGAAAUAUAUAUAUACAUAAGUAAGGAGUUUUGGUAAAAAUUAAUAAUAAGCAAAAGAUAAUAUAUUAAGAAUAAUUUAAAAAAAACAACUAAAGGAAUUCUGCAUGAUCCUCGUUUCUUUUUACGAGUUUCCACUUUCUAAUGUUAUAGCUAUCAAAAUGACAUUAAAAGAAAAUUUAAUUUAUUUAACAAACAAAAAAAACUUUUUCCAGCCGUGACUUUUAAAAAACUUUGACCCUCUCGAUGGACACACAUAAUUUUGUCUUUGAGACGAUGUUUUAAAAGAGACAAAAAAAUUUUAUGAAGGCCACAUUUUUUUAAAAUGCUUUAAGCCACCUAAUUGUUUGGCACGACACUGAGUGGCAGUUACAAUUUACGUAAAUGUUAGGAAAUUUAAAUUCCAUAUAUUGUACACUAAGUUUUGUAAUCAUCUUAUUAUUAAUAUAGUAAGUGUUUUGUGGACUUAAUAAGCACACAAAAAAUUGUAGAAAUUAUAUUAUCAAUUCAAAGCUAUUAAAAUAAAUUAUUCUUAUUCUUUUGAAAUAUUUAAUAAUAAAUUUAAUAUUAAUUUUUUUAUAUAUGAUAAACUUUUUUCUAUUUUAAUAAAAUAUCUUUUACUACGUAAAGUUUUUGAAAACAGUCAUAUAUACAUAAAACUAUAUACAUAGAUUUAUAUUUAUUUUAAAAAGAUUAUGAUGUAAAUAUUUUUGAAUAACAUUGUAUAGAAUUCUUUUAGAUAAUGAUGAUUAUGAAAUUAAUAAUUUUUUAAAAAAUUAUGGGUAAUUAUAUAUAUUAACAAAUCUAAUUUAAUUAUUUAUUAAAGUAAAUAAAGACUUCAAAGGCAUUAAUUUUAACGUGAGAGCAAAACAACAAUUGGCAUAAUAUUAUAAUAUUUUUAAAUAUUUUGGCAACUCUUUUCAGAAAUUAUCACAAUGAGUGAUUUUGACUAUCUAAAGAAAUGUAUUUUAAAAGAUAGAUGAUUCAUUUUUUCUUAUGUGAUAUAUAUAUAUAUAUAAAAUAAAAUAUAGUUGAUUAAAUAUUACUAAACCAAAUAUAAUAUAAAUAGGGUUUUAGUGAUUUAAACCCCCAACUAUUUUUAAAUCAGAUUGAAAACUCCAACUAAACUUCAUGUUUUUAAACCUCCAACUAUUAACCCGUUAAUGUCGUUAACCUUCGAUCAACAAAAUCGUCUUAUAUGAACGGAGAUCCGUUAAAAUGAAAUGCCGCGUUUCAUUUAGUUACAGAAACAACACGAGAUGCUUAAAAUCCCUUGGAUUUUAGCGAUUUAAACCCCUAACUAUUUUUAGAUUGGAUGGAAAACUUUCAACUAAAACUUUUUGUUUUGAACCCUCAACUAUUGAAACGUUAUUGUAUGUAAUCCUCCAUCAAUGGUGCCGUCUAUUCUGAACAGAGACCCAUUAAAUUGAAUGUGACGUUUCAUUUAAGCACGUAGAUGUUUAAAAAUAACACGAAGGGUGCAAAAACGACGUGAUUUUUUGAAUCCGAUUUUAAAAUCCCCUCAUGCGACAUAACUCCCAGAAAUCCUCGACUCAAAAAUCCCCAAAUCAGUAACCCUAAUUGCAAAAAGACUUCUGAUCUGAGAGUUUUGACUAAUAGUAUAGAUUAUUUCGAAAUUCACAUCUUCUUUUUCUGAUCUUGUAAUAUAUGUUUUCAAGCGUCAUUGAGCAUAUUAUAUUAUAUUUUCAUUUAAAAUCUGAUUAGUACACUAAUAUGUCAAUAUACUAUAAUUUUUUGAAUAUACAUAUAUAUAUAUAUAUAUAUAUAUUUGUUUCAGAUAUAAGUUUCAAGAAAAACUGAAUAAACAAAUAUAUUUACGUGUAUUUAAAACUGAUCAGAAACUGAAAAAUAUAAUGCUAAAAAUUGGAAAAAAAUUCCUUAUUUUUUACUUCAACAAAUAAUGUAUAUGUUUCCUUAAUUUAAAAGAUUUUUUUUCUUACUUCCAUAUUUUCGUAAUUGUAAAAGAUAAUUUCCUUGUUUUUUUCAACAAAUAAUGUAUAUGUUUCCUUAUUUUAAAAGAUUUGUUUCUUACUUCCAUGUUUUCUUGGAUAACAAAUUCGAAUUUACUUGUUAUAACAGCUAAAAUCGAAAAUUUUUAAAUAUUCUUAUAUUCAUCAUUUCCCAAAAUCUUUCCACUACUUUACUAUAUAAGCCAUAUCUUGCCUCUCUCUGCUCGGACACCACCACCUUUGAAGAGUAUCUCUCAACUAAAAAAAAAAGUCUUUUUUCUAAACUUAUAGUUGCAACAACAAAAUGAUGAUACCAAGUUAUGAUCCAAACGAUACAGAGGCUGGUCUCCAGCUUCUUGAGGAUCUAACCACAAAUGCUGAUGCCAUUCAACAACAAGUUCUCCACCAAAUACUCUCUCAAAAUUCAGAAACCGAAUAUCUCAGGUCGUUUCUUGAUGGAGAAUCUUGCAAUAUUCAAGAAAAUUUCAAGAACAAAGCCCCUGUGGUAAAUUAUGAAGACAUAAAGCCCUUCAUCCAACGAAUCUCUGAUGGAGACUCAUCCGAUAUCCUCUCUGCUCAACCCAUCACUGAGCUUCUCACAAGCUCGGGAACUUCGGGUGGAAAACCAAAAUUGAUGCCUUCUACAGCUGAAGAGUUGGAUAGAAAGACAUUUUUCUACAAUAUGCUUGUGCCCGUCAUGAAUAAGUUUGUGAAUGGGCUUGAUGAAGGAAAAGGAAUGUACCUUUUGUUCAUAAAACCAGAGAUCAAGACUCCUUCUGGUCUACAGGCACGUCCUGUGUUAACCAGUUACUACAAAAGUGAACAAUUCAAGAACAGGCCUUUCAACAAGUACAAUGUCAUCACUAGCCCUAACGAUGCCAUUCUUUGUGAAGACAGCCAGCAAAGCAUGUACUGUCAGCUUCUUUGCGGUUUAUUCCAGCGAUCUGAUGUCCUAAGACUCGGUGCUAUCUUCGCUUCCGCCUUUCUUCGAGCGGUCAAGUUCUUGGAGAAUCAUUUCACCGAACUGUGUGCUGACAUUAGAACCGGUACUGUCGCUAGCUGGAUCACUGACUCGGGCUGUAGAGACUCGGUUUUGUCAAUCCUUAACGGUCCUAACCAAGAACUGGCUGAUGAGAUCGAGGCUUUGUUCAAUGCGAAGUCGCGGGAAGGAAUCUUGAAAAGGAUUUGGCCUAAGACGAAGUAUAUUGAGGUGAUUGUGACCGGAUCGAUGGCUCAGUAUAUUCCGAAACUCGAGUUUUAUAGCGGAGGUUUGCCUUUGGUUUCGGUUAUGUAUGCUUCCUCUGAGUGUUUCUUUGGUCUCAACAUCAAUCCUCUGUGUAAGCCAUCCGAUGUUUCUUACACACUUCUUCCUAACAUGGCUUACUUUGAGUUCUUGCCUGUUGAUGAUAAGUCUCAUGAAGAGACUCACCUUGAAUCGCGUUCUACGGAUGAUGUUUCCCUUACGGACAAAGACCGUAUUGUCGAUCUUGUCAGUGUGGAAAUUGGACGGUACUAUGAACUCAUCAUCACAACAUUCGCAGGUUUAUACAGAUACAGAGUUGGAGAUAUCCUAAAGGUGACAGGUUUCCACAACAAGGCACCCCAAUUCAGUUUCGUGGAGCGAAGAAACGUUGUGUUAAGCAUCGACACAGACAAAACCAGCGAAGAAGAUCUCAUGAAGGCAGUGACACAAGCCAAACUCAACCAUCUCCAAGGUCUCUUGCUCACCGAGUACACGAGCUAUGCGGACACGUCAUCAAUCCCAGGGCAUUACGUGCUCUUCUGGGAGCUGAAGCCACGUUACGACAAUGACCCACCAAAGCUAGACAAGAAGAUGAUGGAGGACUGUUGCUCUGAGGUGGAGGAUUGUCUGGAUUACGUGUACAGGAGGUGCAGGAACAAAGAUAGAUCAAUAGGGGCUUUGGAGAUAAGAGUGGUGAGUUUGGGUACUUUUGAUGCCUUAAUGGACUUUAGCAUCUCACAAGGAUCUUCAGUGAAUCAGUACAAGACACCAAGAUGUGUUAAAUCUGGAGGAGCUCUUCAGAUUCUUGAUUCCAGAGUUAUUGGGAGGUUCUUUACCAAGAGAGUUCCUCAGUGGGAGCCACUUGGUUUAGAUUCAUAGCUUUACUCUCUUCUCCUUACUAAGUGAAUCUUGCGCUGCGCAAUGGUUGUUGUCGUUCUUUUUGUUUUUUUGUUUUGUUGAACACAAAUCGUUCUUUUUGUUUACACAAGUUUUAAGAGGAUUUGAGAAUCCUCCAGUGCAACUAGAAAGUAGAGAGCUUGAAUAAUGAUAUAGCUCAAAGUUAUGAACAAAAACUACGGUGAACCUUAAAAUUCACUUCUCCUUCUAGGACCAAUCAAAGUGUCACGUAGAUAAUUAAUUAAAAAUAUUAAAUUUAUUUAAAAGUAAUUAAAAAAGAAUAAUGCUAAUUUUAACAACGCUGACGCCGACAGCUAAACCGUAAACCCAAAAUCUUAAAUUCUCAACUCUAAACCUUAAACCGUAAAUCUUAAACCCAAACUCUAUACCCUAAACUCAAAUCUUAAACCCUAAACCCAAAUUGUAUACUCUAAACUCAAAUCUUAGACCUUAAAACCAAACCGUAAACCUUAAAUCCAAAUCAUAUACCCUAAACCAAAUCCUAGACCCUAAAUCCAAGUUGUAUACCUUAAACCCAAAUCUUAGACUUAAAAUCUAAACCGUAAACGCUAAGCCCACAUCUUAGACUUAAAACCCAAACCGUAAACGCUAAACCCAAACCCUAAACCUAGACGCUAUAAGGUUUGGAGUCUAGGAUUUAGGUUUAGGAUAUAUGGUUUGGGUUUAGAGUUUGUGGUUUGGGUUUAGGGUUUACAGUUGGGUUUAAGGUAUACAAUUUGGAUUUAAGGUCUAUGAUUUGGGUUUAGGGUUUGGGUUUAGAAUUUAAGGUUUAGAGUUUAUAAAUUAAGAUUUAGGAUUUACGCUUUAGCUGGCGGCAUCAUCGUCGUUAAAAUUGACGUUAUUCUUUUUUUUAGUUAUUUUUAAAUAAAUUUAAUAUUUUUUAAUUAAUUAUCUACGUGUCACUUUGAUUGGUCCUGAAAACAGAAGUGAAUUUAAAGGUUGAACAUAAGUUUUGUUCCAAAGUUAUUCAUUUAAGAAUUUCAAAAGUUAUGAAAAACCCGCAAGACAAAUGAUAUUUUUAUUUUAUUUUUCCUAAAAUAUAUUUAUUUUUAUUUUAGUAAUUCAAUGCUGGAUAAAUAAAGUUCACCAACAACAUUAUUUCCUAGCUAAUAGAAAUAGAGUUAUAAGAAGAAGUCAAUCAACUUAUUCAGUUUUGCUUUCUUUAUUCUGAAGCUUUAUAAUAUCUCUCUCUUGAUUCUCUUUUUUUCGUAACUAUUCAAAUCUUCCUAGGAAGAGAUCCCUGCCAAGGCGUACAUUUGAUCGGUUUAAUCUUGAGAACUCAACAAAUUGUCUUUCUCAUGAUUGAUCCAACAUGAACGAGAGAUGCGAGAUUGUUAGCUAGGGGUUUAGUGGGUCGAUUUUGUGAUUGUAAGGGUCAUUUUGAUGUUCUCAACAGUGGCGGACGUACGUGCCCCCGGUUCAUUUUUUGUUUUCUUUAACCAAUUAUAUGCAAAUGCUUUCUAACUAACUCAAAUUAUAUGAUAGCGCCCCCAGCUUAUUCAAUUUCUAAGGUAGUACCCCCAGCUAUAAAUCCUCUUAGAUCCGCCAAAGGUUCUCAACAUAAAAAUUAGUAUCAGAGCUCAGGGUCACGGUAACAUUUUGAGGUGGAUAAAUAAUAAAUGUAAUCGUAGAUGAGAUUUAUCUUUCUUUGUAGAAUAGAAAUAUACUGCCAUAGAUUGAUGUCUUUUAUGAGAUUAACCAGGAAGUUCUACGGAAGAAUACGAAUUCCAGCAUCAUUUAGUCCCGAGUCAAAGAGAUCAACUGAUAAGAAAAGACAAUUGACGAACCAACUGAUUUUGAAAUGAGAUAACUUUAGACAAAAUCUUCUUAUCAAAGUCUUUACCAUACUGAGGUUAUCUGUAACCUCAAGAAAUUAAUUGGAACUUGACAUCUUGGUGAAAUGACACAGAAAGAGUGUUGGUUGACAUGGUUCCUUGGAAUUUGACUCGUGCAUAUUCAAAAGUGUGAAAUCUGGUAUGUUUCUGUUGUGUUACACAUGAAGAUGAAGAUGAUGUGUACCACAUCUACGUGGACAGAAAGAACUAUUAAGCGUGUGAUGUAGGGAGUUCUUAUUAGUUCAUCUUGAACGUGAUUAACGAACUAGAAGAUAGUCAUAUCACAAACUGGAAGAUGUGGUGAUGCUAUUUUUUAGGAAAAGGUAUAUUGCACUAUAAGAAACAUUGAAAUCAUAUAUAUCAUAGCUUAGACUUAGGGAAAAAGUUAAAUUUUUGGCAUAGUAUUCUCAUGGAGACAUAAAAAGGUUUUGGAGUUUCAGAGGUGAGUGAACUGGAAACGUGAUCAACUGGUAUUGUCACGCAAAAGGGUAGAAUAAUAAUUGGUUUGUUUCAAGCCGUGUGUAACGUUCAGUAAUUCAGAUUAAAUAAAUGUGUAAGAUUAUUUAACUGAUUCUUAAUAAUAAGAGACACAUGGCUUCUAAUCCCUUGUGUUCUUCCUGGUUUUGCUUAGUAUAAACUUUUCAUUUGGUAUCAUAGCAGGUUGCCACUUGGAUUUCCUAUCCACAUACAUGUUGAGGUCCUAUGGAAGUCUUUGAAACCAUGAGAGAACUCGUAAUUCUACUGAGCCCCUACAUGUUGGAUGAAGACAAUUUGGUCAUUGGAAGGCUUGUCUGAGACAUAUAAUCCGUGGAUUAGACGAAGAUGCUUGGAAAGUGGUUUAACUCAGAUGGACUGCACCCACCAUUCACAUGGAAGUUGAUAGGUCUCAGAAUUUACCACUAUUAGGAUAUAUUGUAGGCCAUAUUUAGAGUCUUUAUUAUGUACUUUGCGUCUGUUUUAGAUCAUUUACAAGUUUAGGUGUGUUUUGGAGUACAUCGAAGAUUAUGGAGUAAAAUGGAGCUUGAAGAGAAGACAACUUGUAGUUUUGCAGAGAUGAGAGUCGAGAUAUGAUGUGAGCGUCGAUCAACGCUAGUGCGGUUUGACAAAACCGGAGAAACUUUCAAGAAACCCAUGAAUGUGUUAAACCUAUAUAUAUAUCUCUAUUUUACAGCCACUAUUUAGUUUAAGUUUUUUUAGAGAGGUUUUUGGAGAGAAUAUCAGACCUCUUUUGGAGAUUGAUUAAACCUCCAAUAUUUCUUACAUUUUCUUAUUUCAUAUUAUGAUUUAUGUUUCUACUAUAAUAUCUGAGUAAUUCACUUGUUAGAUCUAGAGAUUUUCUAAGAUUUUGAUGUAUUUGUUAUUUGAUAGAUAUGAUACGGUAAUUAUUUUUAAUUGAGAAAAAAAUAAAUACUAAAUAAAUUGUGACCACUAAAAAUGUAUUCAGCAAUAAUCAGAUUUUAUAAUAUGAAAACAGAAGUUUUUAUAAAUGUUUCAUGUCAUGCACGUAAAAUAGAUAAUAUAUAUGUGAAUGUAACUAUAUAUAUAUUAGAUUUUAACCCGCGCUUUCAAAGUGCGAGAUUUUUUUCUUAUUUUAAAUAGACAAGUAUUUUUUAGUUAUAAGAUUAUGUGUUUAAUAGUAUAGAUACAUUUUUGUUUUUGUAUCUUAAAAAUAUUCAUAGAUGUUAUAAAUUAUUCAAAAAAUUGUAAAUUUAUCCUCAUAUAGUUAAUUUUGAAGAGUUAAACUUUUUUAUAAUUUUAGUGGAUUAUUUUUUAAUUUACCUAACUACUAUUUUGUGAAAAUAUUCAUAUAGCUCCCCUCUAGUUUUUAAUAUUUUAUUAAACUUAAACCUAUACAAAGAUCAAUAUUUAUCUUCAUAUUUAAUUAACAACCAAAAAUAUGUUUUGUCCAAAAAAAAAAUUGUUAUGUCUUAUAAAAAAGGCAUCACCAAUAUUUAGGGAAUCUAGUUCAGCAUAUUCAAAAAUAUAUACUUGAUAGAUAUUAUGAAUCAAAAUAUAGUUAUUGAUCCAAAUAUUUGCGGAUAUCAAUUUAAUGAUGAAAAAUUCGGUGUGAUUAUUUUGGAAACGUAUAUAAUAUAUUUUAUACUUUCUGAUCAUGUUUUAAAUGAAGUUUAGAUUGUUUCCAAAGUUAAUAUCUAUCUUUACUACUCCCUCUCUGUUUCCGAAAGUAAGAUUUUCUAGAGUUUUCAUGUUUAUUAAGAAUAUAAUAAAUGUUUACAAUUGAAUUUACAAUUUAUUUUUCAAUACACUUUCCAAUAACUAUUCACCAAUAAAAUUUAAUAAUUUCAAAUAUUCACAAUUAAUAUUUCUCAAAAGUAUAAAAAAUUUAUUUUUGUAGAAGAAGAAUAAAAUCUAAAAAAUCUUAAUUUCAGGAACGGAUGAAAUAUUAACUUAAACCUAGAAGAAUAUUCGUAGUCUUUAUAUACUAUUAUAUAUUGUGUUUUCUCUAUAUUUUAUCAUACAAAUCAUUUAUUCUCCUUGUAUUAGAUAUUUUAGUUAUCUAUUAAAAAAAUAAUGGAUUUAGAUGAGAAACUUAAAAUAAUAUCCAUUUAGAGUAUAAUUUGCAAAAAAAAAAACUAUAUGCAUUACAAUAUACAGUUUUGAUAUAUGAUGUGAACGCAUACACAUACAGGAUAGCACGUACAGUACGCAUUUGUAAGUCUUGAAAAUUUUAAGGGCAACUCCCACCUGAGACCUGACCCAGCUUAGUACUUUUGCUUUUGUUUCGCUCUCAUUAUUAUUUUUUUCGGUGGGAGAAAGACCAUGCCGUGUCAAAGGGGCCACACCCACCUGACCCAACUCGGUAAAUAUAAUCCAUGCAAAACGCAAAAGCUUAGAUUUGCAAUCUCAUGGGUGAGCAGUGACUUGAUUCUGUAGAUAUCUUUGCUAUAAAAGAAAUCAUUAGAAUAAAUAUUUAGUAACCUAUAUUCCUAAUCGAAAAGUAAUUUAUCUGUACUAAAGUAGAGAUUUUUCUCUUUCUUAGUGAAAAGGGAGUUUACUGACACAUGUCCUUAUAUAUUUUCCAUGAGAACUCACAGCUUUGUUAAAUCAACAAAUUAUCGAUGGAUGUUAGGCUUUUGGGGUCUGAAUUUGUUUCUAAACUCCCCAAGUACUAAUACUCACUACUCUCUCACAAAAAAAAAAACACCUUUGUUUAUACCUAUAGUGAAUGUAGCUCAGACUAUAAUCUACCACCUUAACUAGAGCUAUUAACUCUACUAGGUCCGUUUCCGCGCUACGCGCGGAUUACAUAUUAUAAAUUUAUUUAUUAAUUUUAGUUAAAAUUAAAAGAAUUUGCAGAUAGAAAAAAUAUUGAAUGUUUUUUCUUAUAACUUUUCUUUUGACAACCGUUUUUUCUUAUAACAUCCCUAAAGUAUAUAAGUUAGAAUAAAUAUUUUCAGCUAAAUUACUUCAUUUUCAACCAAUCAAGUGAAAAUAAUGCUAGGCUUAUUUACUCCAAAAAGAAUAAUUGUAGGGUAAUAUUUUCUCUAUUUAAAACAAAACAAAACUUUACUUUUAAUUUUAUUUUUAGUUUUCUCCUUUUCUAUAUUUCUUUCUCCCCUUCAUUAUUCAGAAUUUAUAUCAUUUAGAGUCGUUACUCGUUGUCUUAAGUUGACUUAUGUGAUAAUAAAAUGACUCUUCUUUAACUUUCUUCACCUCGUAACCUGUUACACACUAAUAAUACACAGUCAUUACUCAUUAUUAUAAGCAUAAAUAGUUAUUGAUCAAGUUAUGAGACCUCAUCGUCAUCUUUUUCUUCUUUGGGAGAAAUCAGUUGGAUUUUGCAGCUGUCAUAGUUGGAUUCAGUGGAAGGUUGAGUGUCAAUAGGACUAUAGGAGAGUUCAAUAGCAGCCACUAAGAUUUUAACUCCAUAUGUAAACUGAUCUCAUCUGAUAACAUUAAAGUAUCUUUAUAUAUGUAUCAUGAUGGCUAAUGCUAAAAAAAACAUAUAGCUAUACAAUGAAGAAAAAAAAAGUACUUUUCCAAAUCAUAUAUUUCGUUCUCAAAAAGAACGGUAAUAAUCGUAGUUAAAACUAUGCUUUUGUAGAGGCAAUCUUCAACAAAUCAUGUAGCUGCGCAAGAAUACCCUUCCUGAAUUUACCUUUGUUCAGACUCUUCGUACCAAAUUCUACUGUAAAUAUUUCACAAACCGGUAUGCGAUCUGAACACCGGGAUUCUCUUGGAGUAUUAAGAAACAGGGUCCCAAUCAUAUUCUUUCCGUUACUUUGCUAGAUUUGAAAUUUCUAAAAUCAAUUUUUUUUCUCAUAACAGUACCAAGCAACUUUAUAAGAAGCUAAUGAAUCAAUGUAGACUAAGAACUGCAACACAGUAUAAGAGAACAUGUUUUCCAAAGAUUCUGCAAAGCUAUACCACUACUGAUAUUACCUUGAAUUUGCAGGACUAAUUUCAAAACAGAAAAGAGAACGUGAAAGGACAUGAAUGACAACGGGAUUGUUGGAGAUGAUCGUUUAAGCCAUCAGAACAAAAAAAUCAACUGAAAAUAUUCAUAUUUGCAACAGCUCAAUAUGAACAAUUAUAGGGAUGAUAACUGUAAUAAGAAAAUCAGAAGAAAUUAAUUUAAUUAUAAUAUUAGACAUUAGAUUAUAGAGAUACCUUAGACUCUAGCAUCUUCAAAUUUCUGGUGUGGACUGAGCUUUUCUUACUUACACAAAUUUAGUCUUUAUUGGUCGAGCCAUCUGUAAUAGACUUCUCAGAUCAGUGUUUCUAAGCUAAGACAUCUAUCAAGAUGAUGUCAAUAUAACAACAAACAUGAUGCAUCCAGGAAAAAGGUAAUCAAACCUCAAUGAAAGCCGAACUUAAGAAACUGGUGUAGCAUGCAUCUUCUUCGGGUGCCAACUCUAUAAACGUAUGUGAUUAAAAAUAUCUAACCACACACAGAAGUGCAUCUUCUUCAGAGGAUCAUAGUCGUAAGGUAUAUGUACACCAUCUGCAAAAUAAAAUAAAAACUCAUUUUAGGCGUUAAAAUAAAACCCAGAAAUACAUCAUUGUAACCAAACCUUCUUCUACACUGCCUUGUGCUUUUCGCAGUGAACUUAGAAGCAAUGUUCGCACAACUGAAAUCAAUGUAAGGAUCAUCAAAGCCUCCUCCUUUUUCCAAAUAAUCUUGUUUUCAUCUAAAUUUGUACAUGCGACCACAUAGCAUUUCUUUGACCAACGUAGCUCACUAGACUAUGCAUUCAUGACAAAGAAAUGAGACUUAUGGAAGUUCAAAAGAAAUUAUUUUGUACGUCUCUUACGAUCUUCCAUUCUCAAGAUCGAUUCACUGUUACAUACAUUUUUUUUAAUUCAAACCGUCUUACCAGGACAGUCUUGGUCACCACUCUGAGUUGCAAAUUGACUAUUCGGGGUCUAAUCUCCAUCUAGUGAUGGUCUACACUCCCCGUUAGACAUAUCUCCUUUUUGUUUGUCAGAGACCUUUCUAUGUCCAGUUCUGCUCAUAUCUCCUUCACUCUCAGAUACACGUAUGACAGAAUUGGAAUCUGCUCACCAAAUGAAUCAAAUAUAUUUGAUGUUGCAACAGAAAAUAUCAGUUUUAAAAUGCAAAUGGUUGUUCCAAAAAAAAAAAAAAAUGCAAAUGGUGAAACUAACUAUAUGAGAAACAUCACAUACCAUGAAUCACAAAGAAGCGAUCCAGAGACCGUUAUGACUGAAUAUCUUCUGACCUAGACCAGUUAUCCAGGAUCUCCUCUGUGGUAAGAAGAGAUGACAACAACAUUAGGAGAUGAGUGGAGAAAACACAAAAAAAUUCAAUACUUUGAAAAUCAAAACAUAAGUAUAGAGGAGUAUACUGAAUAGAGAUCCAUCUUUCGCCCUAAGACACAUAUGGGAACAUAUCCAUCCGAGGAUAAACAGUCUUUGAGUUUUAUUAUCCUUUACCAUCGCUAUCUUGAGUUCCAUCAGCUAGACGAUCUAAAUGAUUGUUAAAUUUCGUUAACAAACCAGCAAAUUUUUUAUUUUUUAAGGAAGCCAAGAGAUGUUAACUUUUCAAGAACAAAGAGAAGAAAGCUUACACACGUUCACAUCUACCGAGCUGAUUAACCACAUCAACGAACGCCUUGUUACAUUGUAGUAUCCAAAGCAUGCGAUGUUAAAUGUUACUUACACUGAGCUCCUCUUUCGAUGAGAUGAUUAAUUAACAUACUGAGCCUGUGUAUAAAUACAGAAAACAUAUACGCUAAAGAAACAAAACCUGUGAGUUUGGACUUAUGGACUUGGAUCGUCAUUGGCUUAUAUAGAAUAAGAGAGUGGAUUCAUAUCGUCGGUUUGUAUGUUUUGAAGGAGUUAUAAUGGCUGAACUGAUGAAAGAGGGUGAAGAAACGAUUCAUAAUCGCCGAUUGAAUUGUAGGUUUUUUUCUUUUCGUUGGAUGACAUGGAUUUUAAAGCUGAGAUGUCAAUUUAAUUGGCCAUGAAUUUUUUGCCUAUGUGGCAUAGCUAGCUGAUGACCCUCAAGUCCUUUUAGUAUUGUAUAGAUUAUAUAUUUUGAAAAUAAAGUAGAGUUUUGAAGUCAUUACGGUAGAAUAGAGGAAUGUGCAUACAUAUAAAUAUAUAUUCACACAGUUGGUAUAUUGCAUAAAUUAAAUAUAUGGAUAUUAGCUUCCUCUUCAACUUUUUUAAAGAGUAACAUAUAUAGAUCGUAGAUAUAGAGUUGAGUAUUGUAUAAAUAUGGUAGACACUAGACAGAGACCCAAAAGCUUGCCUAAAAGAAAAAUAACCCCCACACAAUUAAAAAAAAAAACAAAUCAUAACAUAGAGGGCCAUCAAUGUGAUGUACUACUUGACUUCUAGACUGCUAAUUGUUUGCCUAAAUUUUGGCUUAUUUAUUUGUGUAAGAUAUUUUAAAUUCAACGGCUAAAAUAAGUUACAAUCAACCCAAUUAAUUAUAGGAUUUUUAAUGCAAAAACUCUUCAAUUAAGUUUAUUUCGGAUAAAAACCCCUCUUCAACUUUUUUAAAGAGUAACAUAUAUAGAUCGUAGAUAUAGAGUUGAGUAUUGUAUAAAUAUGGUAGACACUAGACAGAGACCCAAAAGCUUGCCUAAAAGAAAAAUAACCCCCACACAAUUAAAAAAAAAACAAAUCAUAACAUAGAGGGCCAUCAAUGUGAUGUACUACUUGACUUCUAGACUGCUAAUUGUUUGCCUAAAUUUUGGCUUAUUUAUUUGUGUAAGAUAUUUUAAAUUCAACGGCUAAAAUAAGUUACAAUCAACCCAAUUAAUUAUAGGAUUUUUAAUGCAAAAACUCUUCAAUUAAGUUUAUUUCGGAUAAAAACCCCUCAAUUAAAGAUUUACCGUACAAACCCUUCCCUUCCCUCCCCCCCCCCACAAAUAAUCUUUUUUAAUGAAUCAUCCCCUCCGUCUAUAGCACCAUUAAAAGAUGUGUGCUUGCCGUUAUGUCUAACACGCAGCGAUUCAUUUAUGAUGAAAACGUCACAGCUUUUUUGUAUCUCUUCUUCAUCUCUUUAUUUGGUAUCAUUUGGUCAGACUAUUGUUUCGUAAGGUGUGUUGUUCGUGGAUAUGUCGUUAGUUGUUGGUCAAACCAGAAAUUGGAACAUUUGUUUUAACUAAAUUAUUAGAAUACACAAAUAGAAAAAUUCCAAUAUAAACAUGGUUCACUACACAAGGAUUACAUAGUUUACUGCAAAAGAAAGUUCAUAUGACCUUAAGUCAGGACAAAAUGAAACAGCAGCAAAAUAUUUAUAAAUUCAAGUUUAAAUAUAUGAAUAGACUUCUCGAAAAGUGUUUUCAUAGACUUCUCAAGAAGUAUAUUCCUAGACUUUUUGAGAAGUUUUUUCAGGGUUAUAACCGUAAAAUUUUCUACAGUUUUAUUUCUUUUAAUCAUAAAAAAUUUUGUUUUGUUUAAUCAUAAAAGAACAGUUGUAAUUUUAUCGUCCUUUAAGACCACCUCCAUUGGUUAGAGUCCUUAAUGGAUUCUUAAAAUUAAUUUAAUAGCUAAUUAUGUACUUUAUGAAGUUUAAAACUCAUAUUAAUGUAAUUAGUUGUGUGAAGGUCCAAUGGAAGAAUCCCUACGAGGUUUUUAACUUUUUUUUUUUUGAAAUUAAAUUUAAAUAUUACAAAACUUAUAAAUUAUUGGAUUUUAUAACAUUUAAACAAAUAUGGCAUAAAACAUAUGAAAAAUAGAAAUACAAAUUUAUAUAACGAAUUUAACAUUCCGGUGAGCUUCAUAUGUUCAAUGAAGUUAACAUU
Molecule: messenger RNA, 16739 nt
Organism: Brassica rapa (field mustard)
Lineage: Eukaryota; Viridiplantae; Streptophyta; Magnoliopsida; Brassicales; Brassicaceae
Product: indole-3-acetic acid-amido synthetase GH3.17
Cellular component (GO): cytoplasm
Molecular function (GO): acid-amino acid ligase activity
Source: RefSeq, a predicted model, not a curated record